Messenger RNA from Saccostrea echinata, 737 nucleotides. RefSeq lists its product as uncharacterized. Lineage: Eukaryota; Metazoa; Mollusca; Bivalvia; Ostreida; Ostreidae. Gene Ontology annotation, molecular function: GTPase activity; GTP binding. Bases 42 to 680 code for a protein of 212 amino acids. The record is from RefSeq and is a predicted model, not a curated record. Gene Ontology annotation, biological process: vesicle-mediated transport; intracellular protein transport. Gene Ontology annotation, cellular component: cytoplasm. The transcript has a single exon.
ACAUAGAUAUGUAGGUACACUGGUUAUUCAAAGAAGACAAAAUGGGGAAUUUGGCUGGUAUAUUUUGCCGACGUGAACAAGUGCGGAUUUUGAUGUUGGGUUUGGAUGCUGCCGGGAAAACCAGCAUUAUGUACUAUCUACAUCUCGGAGAAGUUGUCACCACCAUUCCUACCAUAGGAUUUAAUGUGGAGACAUUGAAAUUCAAGAAUCUGGACUUGACAGUAUGGGAUGUAGGAACUCGGGAUAAAAUGAGGCCACUCUGGAGGCAUUACUUCCAGAACACCCAGGCUCUGGUGUUUGUUGUGGACAGUGUCGAUAGAGAUAGAAUUACAGAGGUGAAAGAGGAACUCCAUAGACUUCUGUCUGAAGAUGAACUGAAGGGUGUUCCUAUUGCUCUUGCUCUGAAUAAGAGAGAUCUUCCCUACUGUAUGACGAAAGAAGAGAUACUGGAAAAAUUAAAUAUUAAGAAAAUCCGGAAAGAUCGGCCUUGUGAAGCUUUUCUGACGACAAUCAGACCAACUGACGAAGUGAAAACGGAGUUCAAUGAAUUAAUGGAAUGGGUUACCGAGGAAACAGCCAAACGACGAAAUGGACUUUCAUUAAUAAAUCCAAAAGUGGAUCGAUUUUCUACUUACAUGUGGCAACCGAUUAUGAAAAUGAAAAGCAUGAUGUUUGAUUGACAGUAUACAUUUUUAUUUCGUAAACAACUUUUGAUCAGUUUGUUGUCUUGAUGCAGA